This is a messenger RNA of Mixia osmundae IAM 14324, 759 nucleotides long. RefSeq lists its product as uncharacterized. NCBI's taxonomy places the organism in Eukaryota, Fungi, Basidiomycota, Mixiomycetes, Mixiales, Mixiaceae. Bases 1 to 759 code for a protein of 252 amino acids. The transcript has 3 exons. The record is from RefSeq and is a predicted model, not a curated record.
AUGGCCGACCUUGUCUUGCUCACAGCUGCCACGCCGAACGGACAGAAGUGCUCGAUCGCUAUCGAAGAGCUCAGAGCGCACUAUGGCGAUCGUAUCAAGUGCGAGUACAAGCCGAUUGCGAUGCAAAAGAACGAGCAGAAGACACCAGAGUUCCUUGCCGUCAAUCCGAACGGACGCAUACCCGCCUUGACGGACAAGAGUCGCAAUGACUUUCCGGUCAUGGAGAGCGCUGCGAUCAACAUGUACCUGUGUCAACACUACGAUCAAGACCACGUACUCUCAUUUGCAGAUCCGAACGAGACCAGCCAGCUCGUCCAGUGGAUCAUUUGGGCUCAAAGCGGUCUAGGACCGAUGCAGGGCCAGGCGAACCAUUUCGUGAGGUAUGCGCCAGAAAAGAUUGAAUAUGGUAUGACCCGGUACGUCAACGAGACGAAGCGCUUGUAUGGCGUUCUCGAGGGUCGGCUCAAGGACAGAGACUACCUUGUCGGCCCGUCCAAGGGCCAGUACUCGCUGGCGGAUAUCAACUCGUAUACUUGGGUGAGAUUCCAUGCCUGGGCAGGCAUCGAGACGCUCGACGCAUUCCCGAACCUCAAGCGAUGGCUCGAUACCAUCAGCGAGCGACCCGCUGUCCAGGCGGGGAUCUCCAUUCCUGACAAGGACACCAUCACGAAAAUGAAGGAGCUCGGCGACGAUCACGAAGCGAUAGCCAAGAUGCAGGCCAAGUCUGCAAAGUGGGUGCAAGAUAGUAACAAACUAUAG